This is a messenger RNA of Cololabis saira (Pacific saury), 2238 nucleotides long. RefSeq names its product potassium voltage-gated channel subfamily S member 2-like. The coding region runs from base 414 to 1847 and encodes 477 amino acids. The transcript has 2 exons. Lineage: Eukaryota; Metazoa; Chordata; Actinopteri; Beloniformes; Belonidae. The record is from RefSeq and is a predicted model, not a curated record. Gene Ontology annotation, molecular function: protein binding; voltage-gated potassium channel activity. Gene Ontology annotation, biological process: potassium ion transmembrane transport; protein homooligomerization; regulation of delayed rectifier potassium channel activity. Gene Ontology annotation, cellular component: voltage-gated potassium channel complex; membrane.
AAAGCGGCUGUCAGGGCGUAUCAGCUCUGAUGGCUCUCUCCUUUUUCCUCCAAAACAGUCAGUGUAAUCGAGAGCUGAAGACGAUCUAGAAACCUGGCAGAUGCAGGAUGUAAGAACUAAACAGCUACAAAAAGAAGAAACAAAACAACCUCCGGGUGUAUUUAGUUAAAGAGCAUAUUAUUCUCUUUGACUUGAGGCGGAAUCCUCUUCAACACCACGCAGACUGUCAUCUCCUGGAGGACAGACCUGUCUCCUGUCCGAGCUCCCAAACCCCAGCCUGAGACGCACCGACCUGGAGCUCAGAGGACAAAGGUCUCGUCGUUUAUGAAGCAGAGGUUUCCACAAACUGCGAUGUGCCAUCACUGAACAUGAGUCUUGUGGGAGCGCUUGAGGAACCGGACGAGCUGUAAACCAUGCCGGGUCAGGUCCCGGGGGACCCGGGGGUCCACAUGGAUGACGGCGCGGCCAUCCGCAUCAACGUGGGCGGCUUCAAGCAGCGGCUCCAGUCCGACACUCUCCUCCGCUUCCCCGAGACGCGGCUGGCGCGCCUGCUCCAGUGCCGCUCCAAGGAGUCCAUCCUGGAGCUCUGCGACGACUACGACGACACGGAGAAAGAGUUUUACUUCGACAGGAACCCGGCACUCUUCCCUUACGUGCUGAACUUCUACAACACGGGCCGGCUGCACGUCAUGGCCGAGUUGUGCAUCUUCUCCUUCAGCCAGGAGAUCGAGUACUGGGGCAUCAACGAGUUCUUCAUCGACUCCUGCUGCAGCAGCGCCUACCACUGCAGGAAGAUGGACCGGGACCGGGAGGACUCGGAGGAUAGGAGCGAUGAAGGAAGCACCACUUCAUCCUUUGACGACCUGCUGGAGUUUUACAACGACGCGUCCAAGUUCGACAAGCAGCUGCUGGGCAGUGCGCGCAGGCGCGUCUGGCUGAUGCUGGACAACCCGGGUUACUCGGUGUUCAGCCGCAUCAUCAGCAUCCUCUCCAUCCUGGUGGUGCUGGGCUCCAUCACCACCAUGUGCAUGAACAGCAUGGAUGAGUUCAGCCUGCUGGACAGCGAGGGUCAGCCCCUGGAGGACCCUCGCUUCGAGACGGUGGAGCACUUUGGCAUCGGCUGGUUCACCCUGGAGCUGGUGGCCCGGUUCCUGGUGGCCCCGGACCUCCUGCACUUCUUCGAUCACCCUCUGAACGUGAUCGACCUGGUGUCCAUCCUGCCGUUUUACCUGACUCUGGUCAUCAACCUGGUGGUGGAGAGCAGCCCGGCCCUGGCCAACCUGGGCCGGGUGGCGCGGGUGCUGAGGCUGAUGAGGAUUUUCCGCAUCCUGAAACUGGCCCGUCACUCCACGGGGCUGCGCUCCCUGGGGGCCACCCUCAAAAACAGCUACAAAGAAGUGGGCCUUCUGCUCCUCUACCUAGCCGUCGGGGUGUCCUUUUUCUCCGUCAUGGCCUACACUGUGGAGAAGGAAGAUAGUGAGGAUUUCUCGACCAUCCCGGCGUGUUGGUGGUGGGCCACGGUCAGCAUGACCACCGUGGGCUACGGGGACGUGGUGCCCGUCUCCAUCGCCGGCAAGCUCACCGCCUCAGCGUGCAUCCUGGCGGGGAUCUUAGUGGUGGUGCUUCCCAUUACGCUGAUUUUUAACAAAUUCUCCCUUUUCUACAAGAGACAAAAGCAGCUGGAGGUGGCCAUGAGAAGCUGUGAUUUCAACGAGGGGAUCAAAGAAGUGCCCUCUGUUAACCUGAGGAACUAUUACGCACACAAAGUGAAAUCCCUCAUGGCGAGCUUGUCAAACAUGAGCCGAAGUUCCCCCAGUGAACAGAGUCUGAACGAGUCUUUACACUGAAGCAGGCCGAGGCCACGUGGGCCUCAGCUCGCUGGUGCGCAUGCGCGGGGAGCUGUCCAGGGAGCUGUCCAGGGUGCUGACGGCCCUGGGCCCAGAUCCGUCUCCUGCUGUAGCCCUGUACAAUAACGUGUUGAUCUAUUUGUCCAUCACAGUACAGUGAAUGACGUCUCACCUGCACUAUCACGGUGUUUCAACGAAUAAAAAACGAAUGAAGGUGUCUUAGAUAGUGCCACACCAAAUCCCUUCAUCCAGCUAUAGUUGUCAUGAUGAAAUAUGUCUGAAGUAACACUUGACUGUAUCCGUUUAAAGGAGACUUGUUUUGUCAAAGUGAUGUUGAAACAAUACAGUACUUCAGGUGUAUGGUUAAAACUGAAUGCAUUAAAGACAAAAA